Messenger RNA from Musa acuminata subsp. malaccensis (wild Malaysian banana), 2071 nucleotides. The record is from RefSeq and is a predicted model, not a curated record. NCBI's taxonomy places the organism in Eukaryota, Viridiplantae, Streptophyta, Magnoliopsida, Zingiberales, Musaceae.
GGGGCGGAAAAGGAAGUGGGUUGAGCGCGGCGUGUUGAGUUGAGAUCUUGGCGGAGCCGCUCGUUACUUCCUGUGCGAGCGAGGCGAAAUUUUCCUGAAGCAGAAAUACGCCACGAUCUCUUCCUCUGUUCCGAUUCCGUCUAAAACGAAAGUUCGAUCGGUCUGCUCUGUUGAAUGCGCUCGGCUUCUCCUCCUCAGGUUAGGGAUUCAAGAGAACUCUGUCGUAGAUGAGAUGGAGCCUUCUUUUCUUUUUCUCUUUUGUGAACUUCUGAUUUCAGCAAAGGAUUAGUCUGAUACCGCGGGCGAUCGAUUAGUUCUGCUUCCGCAGGAAGACAAUUGGGUGUAAUUCUACUGCUGUCGUCAUGAAUCCUUCACGAGAAACCGCAAAAGAUAGCAAUUUGGAGUGAGUGAGGAAAAAGGUUUUUCUUUUGGUGGUCAGGGAGAAUGGAGCUCCAAGGGAAGAAGGUAACGCAUGAUUUCCUUUCGCUUUGCUCCCCGGAUUCGUCUUUCCAGCUUCAAGAUCCAAGGGCUUCAUCUCAAGACGCGGGACUUCUUGCAGCCGUUGGAGCGGGAGGGGAAAGGCGGCGAGGCGGCGGACGGCGGAAGCGUCCCUGCUGAGAGAAACGCGUCCAGCAUCAGCCACAUCGGGGCGGGGCAGGGCGCGGAGAAGCCGGAGGGAAGCGCACUGCGGGUGCUCCCUAUCGGGUUGCAGACGAAACCCGAACCCGAUUACGGCAGCCGGAGCACCACCACCAGCUACGGCUCCUACGCCGGCGGUGUCUCGUACACGCUCUGGGACGACAACGACACCGCAUCCAGAGGGCAGUGGCCUCCUCCUUCCUUGGCGGCCCUCGUCGCCACCAAGCACACUUGGGCGCCGGAGAAGAAGCGAUUCAUGGAGGCAGCCGCGUCGAGAUCCAGCCGUGGUUACCAAGUGGAUGACGAGGAGGAGGCGUUUGGAAAGAGACAAGGCUCCUCCUCCUCCCAUAAAGACUCGAGCAUCAAAGCAGAAGGAAGGGCGUUUAGCUCCGAAGAGAGGCCAAACACUCCACGGUCCAAGCAUUCUGCCACCGAGCACAGAAGGCGAACCAAAAUUAAUGACAGAUUUCAGAUACUAAGGGAGCUCAUACCUCACAGUGAUCAAAAGAGAGAUAAAGCAUCAUUCCUUCUGGAGGUUAUUGAAUACAUCCGCUUCCUGCAAGAGAAGGCACAGAAUUACGAGUCAUCUUACCCGGGAUGGAAUCAGGAUGAGAUCAAGUUAAUGCCUUGGAAGAAGAACCCAGCCUCAAAAAAUGCUUCUCAAAUCAUAAGAAAUGAUUCUGCUGCUCCUGCACAAAUAUUGUCUGAAAAGCUCGAGAAUAUGCCAUCGACAAUGGUUGGCUCACCAGCAACAGAUGUGCCUGCUGGUAAUUCUUGCAAGACAACAGAAGCUGCCACCAGGUUUGCAAGUAACAUGGCAAUCCAUGAUCAAUCUCCAUGGUCAGUAAGAUCAUGCAGGGAUAUGUUGAAUGAACCAGAGGAGCUGGCCCUCGAUGAGGGAACCAUUAGUGUGUCCGCUGCCUACUCCCAUGGGUUGCUGAAUACACUGACCCAGGCAUUGCAAAGCUCUGGUGUAGAUCUGUCUAGAGCCAGCAUAUCUGUGCAGAUCAAUCUUGGCAAGCGUGCAAAGAGAACUGCAGCCACAGCCACUAUUAAGGAACAGAAAGAUCCUGCAUCUAUUUUUCAAUCAUCUAAAAGACGCAAAGCUGAGAACAGCUAAUACCAGUUUCUCGGUCAUGACUUUUUAUUUUGUCCUGAGGUUGAGCUCUUCAGAUUAUUGUAUAUUGUGUAUUCAGGAAUUUCAUUGAGGCUGAUGAGAACUGUUGUGCAGUAUCUCAUUUGUGUCAUGUCUCUUUCAUGGAGGCUUCCAUUACAAAUUGUGAAGCUGCUCUAUUUUUCAGGCUUCCACUCACAUGCGGAGUCUCUUUUCAUUCUUCUGCUAAAUGAUUCUUGCUGUAACAUACAAUGAGUUGUAACUCAGUGUCCCUUUGGGUUAGGAAAUAUUCUUAUGGACAGACCUUUACCUUUGGCA